ACACAAUUUACAAGUAAAGUAUGAUCUUAAAAAAAAGUAAAUUACUAGCAAAAUACAAUUUCAAAACAAAUUUACUUCCAAUUCAAAACCAUAAACCCCAGCGCGUAAGUAGUCUUCGCCGGCCGGUGGAUGUGAAAGCAGCCAUUGAACUCUAGGUCGCGGUUUGCUGAUUACUGCAGAAUUUGGAGCUUGUCCAUCGUGGAGUCUCGUGGGGCCCGACGGCACGCAAUGGGUACUACAGUCAGCUGGCCGUGAGUGGGGGACUGGCUUUUGUCGGAGGCGUUGGAGCUUGAUGGUGGCGGAUGAAGUGUAGCGAAUCGCUGAGUAGGCGGUCGAUGCGGCGUAAUUGCUUUUCUGUUUGUUCCCUCGAGCUAAUUGUAUAUUCAGAUGAGGAAUAUUAAACGGUUGCCUGAGGCUAUCCAUAGCUCUGUGCGUUCGGGGGUUGUGAUUGCUGAUUUGACAAGGAUUGUUGAAGAGCUGGUUUUUAACAGCCUUGAUGCAGGUGCUACAAAGGUUUCCAUUGCAGUCGGGGUCGGUAGCAGCUAUGUUAAAGUAGUGGAUAAUGGAUCUGGUAUCACACGGGAUGGAUUGGUUCUGUUAGGAGAAAGACACGCAACCUCAAAAGUUGAUCACUUGGCUGUGAUGGAUGCUGGUACAGAGAGCUUUGACUUUCAUGGAGAAGCUCUGUGCUCUAUUUCAGAUGUUUCUUUGUUGGAGAUUGUGACAAAAGCACGGGGAAAGCCAAAUGGAUAUAGAAAGAUAAUGAAGAGCUCUAAGUGUUUGUUCCUUGGGAUCAGUGAUGAUAGACAAGACACAGGCACUACAGUCACUGUCCGUGAUAUAUUUUACAAUCAACCAGUUCGAAGGAAGCACAUGGAGUCCAGCCCCAAGAAAGCAUUGGAUUCAAUCAAAAUGAGUGUGCUGAGAAUUGCCCUUGUUCAUGUUAAUGUUUGCUUCAAAGUUAUGGAUGUGGAGAGUGCAGAUGAGCUGCUUCAUACCGUGCCUUCAUCUUCUCCGCUGCCAAUACUUUCUAGUAAUUUCGGGAUUGAGGACUCAGUUAGUUUCUACAAAGUGAACUUGUCUGAUGGUGAAUUGAAGCUUUCUGGGUAUAUUUCUGAUCCUCGUGAAAUUUUCUCUCUGAAGGCAAUCCAGUAUGCUUACAUCAACUCAAGAUUUAUCUGCAAAGGACCAAUACAUAAACUAGUGAAUAAUUUGGCUGCUAAAUUUGAUUUAUCAAGUUGCUGGCAGCCCACCAAUAUAUACCAAAACAAGAAGCGAAAUAAGUAUGAUCUGUCUCCAACAUUCAUUCUCAAUUUACACUGCCCGAGAUCUUAUUAUGAUAUAGUGGCUUCUGAGCGGUCAAGGACCUCAGUGGAAUUUAAGGAUUGGGGUCCUGUACUUGCUUUCAUUGAGAUUGGCAUUAUGCGUCUUUGGGCCGAAAAUAUCUAUCAUGAGAUUCCUUCUCAAUUCUCCAACAAAGUCUUGUCCGGUACCUAUUUGCAAUCAACCAAUACAGAUAUGCCAAAUACUUCUGAUAGUGGAGAAAGGAGGUCCAGGAAACAGAACAGUGGACCUUCUCUAGAUCUUUGCUGCCGACAGCGGAAGAAGCUAUGCAAAAAUUAUGAUAACAUGCCUGUCCUGGAAGAAUGUGUAUCUUCACUUGGAAAACCUUUCAGAACAGUUUUUGAGCCUAAAAAGCAUCAGAUCGAGGCAGGUUUACAAUCUGAAACUGACUACCUAAGUAGACAAUUUGAUAGAUCUCUUGCUGGUUAUGAAGCAAGUGCGAAGAAACAGAUUGGGAGCUACCUAUCUCCUUGCAAUGUUUUGUCUCCACUGCAUGUGGCAUAUGCAUAUGGUAGAAAAGAGGAUGGCAUAUCAUCCUCAGCUUCGAGGACCAUCUUACCGGCAUUUGAUGAUAACAUAUUAGUAGCGAGUGGGGUUGAUGCUGAUUGUCUUAAAUUUAACGAUGAUAUAUAUACUGUCAAGGAUGCUGUCAAAUCAUUUAUGAGGAAUUGCUCCUUUGAUAGAAGCUUUCUGGAUGAAAAAAAAUCACCUGCAAGAGGUGAAAGAUUUGAAUUUGAAUGUGAUGACCUCAGGACUGAAAACAAGUGGGUUGAUUGUGAUGAUGGCAGGGUAGAUCGAAUUGAUCUGCCCAUUUGUGGAAGAGAUAUACAUUGCAAUGGAGCAUCACCUUUUCAACCUUCUCCAGCGAGCAAAUAUGAUAUGCAUGAAAUCUCAAAGUUUCCUGUAAGAGACUCAGCAGAGACAUCUUUGGUAAUUAGAGAUCUUCUACCUGACUCUUCUAGACGAGUUUGGAAAUGUUCCAGUCGGCAGUCUUUGUGGUCUGGACCUUUAACAGGAGAAGAAAAAUUUGGGAUCAAGUUUCAUGAUGAUGAUGAUGAUACUCUUUGCAGAACAUCAGUCAAAGGUUUCUCUGAAUUUUGUAAACAUGGGUAUUCUGGUGAGAGAGAUGCACUCAAAUUCAGUAAUUUGAACGCAAAAGAUAGUUGGCAGCAGCAAAACUGCUCUUUUAUGGUCUUUUCCCCUGAUGAGAAGAGGGAAUUUGGUGAAUUUCAUUUGGGAGAGUUUGACAAGAUGUUCUCACCAAAGCCUGUCAAAAGAGUUAGUGAAACAGAUUGGUCACCUUUAGGAUCUUAUGAAGAAAGUCUGGAAAAUUACUCAGUGCCAUCAUUAUAUGGUGCUCUUCAAUGGGAGCAUGAAUAUGGACAACCUGAUAGCAAGAAUCAGGAGACAAUGUUUAGCAGAAAGAAAAGCUCCACAAGAAGCCAUUCAGCUCCACCAGUUUACAAAGGAAAGAAGAGAUAUUUGGACUUGACUGAUUCUCCCACCAUAUUGUCGGCCAGAAGCAAUUUCCAGAACACAUGUGCCUCUAUGGAGCCUAGCAACUCCAAGCAUGCACAACUUCAUGCAGAAGCUAGGAACUUGAAAAGUCAGAAAUUAUCUGGUAAACUCCACCAGUCUCCAAUGGAAAGAUCAGCCAUUGAUUGCUUCUUUGCUAAAAGACUAGAUUUGGAAAUGACUCCUGAAGUCGUCCCAGUUCAGCAGUGCAGAUCAUUAAAAGCAGAGGAAUUUAUGGACAUGGGGGUCGAGGGUCUGGACUUGAAAGAAAUUCAGGACUUCGACUCUAGGUGGAAGUGGCAGAAAUGUUGUUUAACAGCUGCAGGUGGAACUGUGCCAGAUUUUAGCAAAAGUCAGGAUACUGUCCUUGAUAUCUCCUCUGACAUUUUGCACCUUGCUGGUGAUCCUUUAGUUCCUAAAUCCAUUGAUAGGACAUCCCUUGAGGAUGCCAAAGUUCUCAGUCAGGUUGAUAAGAAAUUCAUUGCAGUUGUGGCAGGAAAAACACUUGCUAUAAUUGAUCAGCAUGCUGCUGAUGAAAGGAUCAGACUCGAAGAGUUACGCCACAAGGUGUUAUCUGGCGAAAUGAAGACAGUCACAUAUCUGGAUGCUGAGCAAGAGUUGGUCUUGCCUGAAAUUGGUCAUCAGUUACUGCACAAUUAUGCUGAAGAAAUUCAGACUUGGGGUUGGAUCUGCAACAUUCAUUCACAUGAUGGAAGUUCCUUUGUGAAACAUUUGGACUUUUUAAACAGGCAGCCAGCUAUUGUUAAGCUUCUUGCGGUGCCGUGCAUUUUGGGUGUUAAUUUAACUGAUAUUGAUCUCCUAGAAUUCCUUCAACAGCUUGCUGAUACAGAUGGGUCAUCAACCAUUCCUCCAUCUGUUCAUCGUGUUCUGAAUAACAAAGCAUGCAGGGGGGCAAUUAUGUUUGGGGACACAUUGCUGCCAUCAGAAUGUUCCCUCAUAGUCGAGGAGCUGAAACGGACUUCACUUUGUUUCCAGUGUGCUCAUGGGCGGCCGACUACUGUUCCUCUUGUCAGCCUGGAUCUCUUGCAUAACAAGAUUGCCAAACUUGGAUCACAUGAGUCAUGGCAUGGGUUAUGCCAACAUGAACUCAGUUUAAAUCGUAGUGUGCAACGUCUAAGGUCUGCCUUAUGUUAAUUUGGAAUUCAAUUUUCUCAACUGAAAGUUGAAAUUACCUGAGUCAGACUGGCAGAUGCUCGAAAGAUUGUGUGAAAUAUGGUACACCUUAUGUUGUUUCUUGCUGGAGGCAUAUGAUGAUUGUGGGCAAUCCACAUCUUCAAAAACAUCAUCUUAAAGAUCAGAACUUUGUUUUACAGUUCCAUUUGCAAGACGAAGUAAGAAUGAUGUGAAGGGCCUCCGUUUAGUAUAUGAAGUAGUUGCUUGUGGCCUUAAACGCCAAUAACUCGUCCAAAAAUUUCUGCAGAGUCUUUUUGGAAAAGCUGGUGAGUGGAAAAAUUGUUCAUGUCUGAUGGGGUAAUGCAUAUAGAAGCAUGUUCUAGCUCUUUGCUUGUAAGCUACAGAAUUGUGAAGAUCACAUAUCUUUUUCAAGUAUCAUAAUCAUGCUUUAUAGUUUGUAUUUGUAGAUCAGAGUUGGGGUAAUAUCUAAUUGUAUUAUUUCUGAGGAUUGUUAUGCAGAUAUUUUCCAGGGCUACAUCUCAAUGGAUGGAUAUAAAUCCAUAUGUUA
Messenger RNA from Sesamum indicum (sesame), 4561 nucleotides. RefSeq names its product MUTL protein homolog 3 (gene MLH3). The record is from RefSeq and is a predicted model, not a curated record. Gene Ontology annotation, biological process: mismatch repair. Lineage: Eukaryota; Viridiplantae; Streptophyta; Magnoliopsida; Lamiales; Pedaliaceae. Gene Ontology annotation, cellular component: mismatch repair complex. Gene Ontology annotation, molecular function: mismatched DNA binding; ATP hydrolysis activity; ATP-dependent DNA damage sensor activity.